This is a messenger RNA of Guillardia theta CCMP2712, 303 nucleotides long. RefSeq lists its product as hypothetical. The record is from RefSeq and is a predicted model, not a curated record. Lineage: Eukaryota; Cryptophyceae; Pyrenomonadales; Geminigeraceae. The annotation marks the transcript as partial. Gene Ontology annotation, molecular function: protein binding. The transcript has a single exon.
GCCUCCGUCAAGGGGCAUGCGGACGUGUUUGCCCUACUGGUUGAGCAUGGAGCUGACGUGAACGCGUCUGAUAUGUGGAGCUCGACUAGCCUGCAUGAAGCUGCCCGCUUCGGCCGAUGCGACAUGAUCCAGUGCCUGGUGGACGCUGGUGCUGACCUGGAGGCAAGGGACUGGGGCUCGAGGACUCCCUUACAUGUGGCAGCCGAGCAUGGCGAGACUGAGGCGUGUGAUCUCUUCCUGGAGCUCGGGGCGUCGCUGGAAGCGCGAGCGGAGAACGACUUCAACGCUCUUGAGUGGGCGGAG